Cylicostephanus goldi is the source of this 570-nucleotide messenger RNA. Lineage: Eukaryota; Metazoa; Nematoda; Chromadorea; Rhabditida; Strongylidae. The record is from the annotation of a GenBank genome assembly.
UCAUCCAUAGCGAGGCGAUUCAGAAAAGAUGAAGCUUACAAAACGGCUCUAUGCGACGCUUUCAAAAAAUUCGGUUUCUGCCCUUAUGGGGAGGGUUGCCGUUUCGCUCAUGGUGACAGUGAGCUACGCCUUCCUGCUCAGGUAAAAAAUAUUGUGCGACAAGUUUUCCACUUUCGGACACUGCCCGUAUGGACCUCGUUGCCAGGAUUGCCCCUGAUCCAGUAUGAACGUCUUCUAGCUGCUGGGCAAAUUUCACCAGAAAGAGAAGAUGAAGCUCGCGCACCUCAGAGUCGCCGAUCAUCGGGCAUGAGCCCAAAUAGAUCUCACAGAAAUCGAGCGGAUGCAGCAAGAAGAUUAACUUUUGAACGUGAGAACUCAUUCACUCCAAGACAGAAGAUACCAAAUGCGAUUUAUCCAAAAAUGGAAAUCAUAAAUAUUGAACGUGCUUGCAAAUAUGCUGACGACAUCGUCGAGAAAAGUAAGCUAAACUUUCCCAUCGUUUUUUGCAUCAAUUUCUCUCCGAUAGUCUCAUUUUAUGAUUAUUUAUAUAGGGAUAAAUUCUUAAGAUAG